This is a messenger RNA of Tetrahymena thermophila SB210, 3600 nucleotides long. RefSeq names its product cation channel family protein. Gene Ontology annotation, cellular component: membrane. NCBI's taxonomy places the organism in Eukaryota, Ciliophora, Oligohymenophorea, Hymenostomatida, Tetrahymenidae. The transcript has 9 exons. The record is from RefSeq and is a predicted model, not a curated record. Gene Ontology annotation, biological process: transmembrane transport; monoatomic ion transport. Gene Ontology annotation, molecular function: monoatomic ion channel activity.
AUGAUCGAAUAGGCUAUAUUUAAAUAAAAUUCUUUAGGAUAACAAAAUCUAAUAAAUGAACCAUAGGAAGUGAUAGCUCAAGAUAUAAACACUUUGAAAACUAUUUGUGUAGAUCAAUAUUAGAUGACUUAAAUAGAUAAAAGGGAGUCAAAAAAUCAAAUACUUCCUAACAAUGUAAACGAGUAAAAUACUAUCAAGGAUAACUCAGAUGAAUUAGCUAAUUAGCCUUCUGUUAACUUUAAAAAGCAAAUCACUUUAUUCUAAAACAGAAAAUGGUAAUAUGUGGCCAAAUUUAUUCAAAAGAUAAAGCAACAAAGUUCUUUAUAUAGAUUUGGCCAAACCAGAAAAUCUUAGCUUGACAUUAUAGAUGAUAAAUCAUUCUUUUAUGAUUACUUUUACUACUAAAAAAGAUUUACAAAUGAAAUGCCUUCACUGUUCGAAUCGUUUGCCCACUACUUAGAAACAAGAGAAUUCAUUAAAUUUCUUAAACUAAGAGGAUUUAGUAACUGGAUAAUCAUGCCUGAUCAUUUACCUAGCCGAUUAUGGAAUUUUGUGCAAUUUUUCUUUCUACUGAUUUACAUAAUUUACUUACCUAUCAGAAUAGCGUUCGACUCACUUUACUAAAAUAAUUAAAUAUUUAUACUUUUUGAAGUUAUCCCUAAUAUAAUUUAGAUAAUAAAUAUCUUUCUAUAGUUAAACACAGGUUUUUAUAAGAGAGGAGUUGUGAUCACAGAUCGUUCCUAGAUCAUAAAACAUUAUUUAUUCUCAGUCAAUUUUUACUUCGAUAUGUUCCUUUGUAUUUUUUGGCUGAUAUCUUUAAAUAAUGGUGUUUCUAUAUGGUUUAAAGUAGUAGGAGUUUUAAGGCUUUUUACAUUUAUACAUUACCUUUCUUAAAUUGAAUACACAACUGAUAUUAGAGAGUAUAUUGGGAGUUAUUUGGAUUUGAUUAAACUGGGCGGAUUUAUUUUUCUAUGUGCUCACUUAACUGGAUGCUGUUUCUAUGCUUUAGCAAACUAUGAAAAAGAACUUGGAGUCUUUUCAACUUGGAUUGAUAAAGACAGACUCAAUUUUGUAGAUAAUGAAAACAGUGUUAAUUUAGAGUUUUAAGGAUAUGUUGCUUCCUUUUAUUGGUCCAUCAUAACAAUGUGCACUGUAGGUUAUGGUGAUGUUGUUCCUACCACAUUUAGAGAGAGAAUAUUUGUAGUUUUUGUUUGCAUGUUAGCUUGCUUUUUGUUUGCAUUUGCAAUGAACUCUAUAGGAGAGAUAAUUAAAAACUUAAGAUAAAAUAAUGAGGAAUUUAAAUUACAAACUACUUCAUUGAAGAUUUACAUGAAAAAAAGAAAACUUCCUAAAAGCUUAUAAAUGAGAGUUAGAAAGUAUUAUGAGUACUUGUAUGCAGAGAAAAAGCAAGAAAAUGAGCUAGGAAUCAAAUUAAUUGAUGAUCUUGCUCCCACUCUCAGAAGUGAUGUACUAAAAGAGAUGUAUUCAAACAUAUUAAAAAAAUAAAAGCUGUUUAAUCUCAAUUUUUCUGAAACAUUUAUUACAAAUCUGUAUAAAUAUGUUAAAGAAAAGAAAUACAGUGUUGACGAAUAUUUAUUUAAAGAAAACGAAAAAUCAGAGAACUUGUUUUUCAUUUUAUCUGGAGAAGUUGAAAUCAUUCUUUAAAAUAGAGUAGUGCUUCAGACUCUUUAAUAAGGAGAAUUUGUAGGCAGUCAGGAGUUUUUCGGAGACAAUCUUUACUAAUUUUCAGCCAAAGCAAAUACAUUUACAUAAUUUUUAAUUAUUGAUAAAUAAGAUUUUAUAGAGAGUCUAAAAAAUUUUGAAAAUGAUUAUGAAUCUUUCUGUGAGAUCAGGGAUAAUAUUAAUUUAUAGCACAAAAAUUCUGCAUUAUGUAUUAGGUGCGAAAGCUGCAGCUAAUAUGGACACACAUUUUAGGGCUGCUCAAUGAUUAAAUUUCAUGGCAAUAAAUAUAAAUAAAUAUUUAACUAUAAUAAAAUAAAAUAAUCAAGAAAAAAAUAAAGUCGAAAUGAUUUUACUUUUACUACCUUGCAAUGUGCUAAAGAAGUUGAAGAAAGUGUCAAAGCAUUUCAUGAGCAUGUUUACUACACUUAACUUUAAAAAGAGGAAUUUGAAAGAAAUCUUUACAAAAAUUUUAGUACGAUUGAUGAUAAUGAGGAUAGUGAUGAGUCUGAAAAAGAAAAGACAGAAUAAAAUUAAAGAUAAAUAGGAAAUUUUAACAAUUUAUAGAAUUAAAUUGCAGAAAACUAAAAUACUGGUAUUGGGAGUAGAUUAACCAUUAAUUUGAAUAAUCAAUAAUCAAAAGAAGAACAUAGCAUAGAAAAUGAAUAAAAAGAUAAUCAAAGAUUAAAAGUAAAAUCGUUUGUUGGUUAAAAUGAUUCCAAAAAGCCUCCAGCUAUUUCUAGCUUUUUUGCAAGGGAGCAGUUGUAAGUUGAGAAAACAUAAAAUUCUCAAGAUACAGAUAAUGAGUCAGAGUCAUUUGAUAUAAAUAAUCCAAGUAGUCCUGAAAAAAUAUUCUAUAAUAAUAAAAGCUCAGAGGGAAAAAUAUAAGAAAUCAGAAUAUCUACAACUCCAAAUAAGAAAUAGUAAUACUCAAGUAAAGCAAAAACAGCAGCAAAACUAGAAAAUGCAAAUUCUAAACAGCAUAGCUACUUUUUUUCUUAUUCUCUGAAAGAUAAUUAAGAUAAUGAAAUAAAGACUACACAUAACAGUAGCAAGAAUGAUGAAUACAAAGAAUCACUGAAAUCAAAUAAAAUUAUAUACAUAGAAGACUAAGUAUAGUAAGGAUCACAGUAGAACAUAGUAGCAUAAACUCAUAAACCUAGAUUUUUUACAAAGAAAAAUGACUUAGAGCUUAGGAGAAAGUCUAAAUUUUUGAACUUUGGAAAUAUUUAAGGAGCUCAGCUAAAUAAGUAAGUAAGUAUUCAACUAUGUGAUUCCUCAAAUGCUUCUCCAGCUAAGAAAAUUCCAUUUAUAUAAGGAAUUCUCUCUCCAAAAAGCAAUCCUAUAUCUCCUAAAGUUAGCAAAACUCCUAUAAAUCAAAAUUAAAAAACUCCUGCAAUUACUCCAAAACAUUAUGAAAAAAGAUUAACUAUAAGGCACUAAUCAUAAUUUUCUAAUUCGUUAGCUUCUAUAGUCUAUAACAUAUAUGAAUAAGCUAUACAGCAAGAAAAUUUAAUAAGCAAGAAACUGCCAAUGAAUUAAGAAGUAGAAAAUGAAUUCGAUAGAAUGAAGGAAUAUCAACAUUAUUUUAUCAAUAACAAUCCCUCUUAAGUAGUUUUAAAUUAUAAUAAGUAUGCUGAAGAAAGGAAACGUUGUUAUGAAUUAAUGAAAGGAGCUAGUUUAAGAAAGAAGAAGAAAAAUUCUUAAAAAACUAGAUAUGAAAAGAAAAAUUUUAAUAUGCUAAAUAAAAGAAACUAAACUUUAAAAUCAGCAAGUAGCAAAACAAGUCAGUAAUAAGGUAACCAAUUUAAAAAGAUUUCAGUUGACUGGUCUAAGUAUAAUGAAGAGGUUGAAAAGCCAUAGGAAAUAAAUAAAUAAGAAUUAGAUUCACUGAUUAAUAAUUAGAAUAAUAACUAAUGA